AUGUCUCUUUGUGGCGCAAGAGCCAACGCAAAAAUGAUGGCGGCUUACAAUGGCGGUACAUCUGCGGCAGCAGCAGGGCACCACCACCACCAUCACCACCACCUUCCACACCUCCCUCCUCCUCACCUUCACCACCACCACCACCCUCAGCACCAUCUUCAUCCCGGGUCGGCUGCUGCGGUCCACCCCGUGCAGCAGCAUACCUCCUCGGCAGCUGCGGCAGCCGCCGCCGCGGCCGCAGCUGCAGCCAUGUUAAACCCUGGGCAACAGCAGCCUUACUUCCCAUCACCGGCACCGGGUCAGGCUCCAGGACCAGCUGCAGCAGCCCCAGCUCAGGUACAAGCUGCCGCAGCUGCCACAGUUAAGGCGCACCAUCAUCAGCACUCGCAUCAUCCACAACAGCAGCUGGAUAUUGAGCCGGAUAGACCUAUUGGAUAUGGAGCCUUUGGUGUCGUCUGGUCAGUAACAGAUCCAAGAGAUGGAAAGAGAGUAGCACUCAAAAAGAUGCCCAACGUCUUCCAGAAUCUGGUCUCUUGCAAAAGGGUCUUCCGGGAAUUGAAGAUGUUGUGUUUUUUUAAACAUGAUAAUGUACUCUCUGCCCUUGACAUACUCCAACCUCCACACAUUGACUAUUUUGAAGAAAUAUAUGUUGUCACAGAACUGAUGCAGAGUGACCUGCAUAAAAUUAUCGUCUCUCCUCAACCACUCAGCUCAGAUCAUGUCAAAGUUUUUCUUUAUCAGAUUUUGCGAGGUUUGAAAUAUCUCCAUUCAGCUGGCAUUUUACAUCGAGACAUUAAGCCAGGGAAUCUCCUUGUGAACAGCAACUGUGUUCUAAAGAUUUGUGAUUUUGGAUUGGCCAGAGUGGAAGAAUUAGAUGAAUCCCGUCACAUGACUCAGGAAGUUGUUACUCAGUAUUAUCGGGCUCCAGAAAUCCUGAUGGGCAGCCGUCAUUACAGCAAUGCUAUUGACAUCUGGUCUGUCGGAUGUAUCUUUGCAGAACUACUAGGACGAAGAAUACUGUUUCAGGCACAGAGUCCCAUUCAGCAGUUGGAUUUGAUCACAGAUCUCUUGGGCACACCAUCACUGGAAGCAAUGAGGACGGCUUGUGAAGGCGCUAAGGCACACAUACUCAGGGGUCCUCAUAAACAGCCAUCUCUUCCUGUGCUUUAUACCCUGUCUAGCCAGGCUACACAUGAAGCUGUUCAUCUCCUUUGUAGGAUGUUGGUCUUUGAUCCAUCCAAAAGAAUAUCCGCUAAGGAUGCCUUAGCCCACCCCUACCUAGAUGAAGGGCGACUACGCUAUCACACAUGUAUGUGUAAAUGUUGCUUUUCCACCUCUACUGGAAGAGUUUAUACCAGUGACUUUGAGCCCGUCACCAACCCCAAAUUCGAUGACACUUUUGAGAAGAACCUCAGUUCUGUUCGACAGGUUAAAGAAAUCAUUCACCAGUUCAUUUUGGAACAGCAGAAAGGAAACAGAGUGCCUCUCUGCAUCAACCCUCAGUCUGCUGCUUUUAAGAGCUUUAUUAGUUCCACUGUCGCUCAGCCGUCUGAGAUGCCCCCGUCUCCUCUGGUGUGGGAGUGA
Rangifer tarandus platyrhynchus (Svalbard reindeer) is the source of this 1584-nucleotide messenger RNA. The record is from the annotation of a GenBank genome assembly. NCBI's taxonomy places the organism in Eukaryota, Metazoa, Chordata, Mammalia, Artiodactyla, Cervidae.